Messenger RNA from Solanum pennellii, 1496 nucleotides. RefSeq lists its product as uncharacterized. The coding region runs from base 467 to 1240 and encodes 257 amino acids. NCBI's taxonomy places the organism in Eukaryota, Viridiplantae, Streptophyta, Magnoliopsida, Solanales, Solanaceae. The record is from RefSeq and is a predicted model, not a curated record. The transcript has a single exon.
UUAUUUAUGCUCCUACCAAACACAUCCCCCAAGUAAAGUCUUCAAAAUCUGACUACCGUAAAGACAAAUUAGUAUCGAUGCUGAAUUAUUAAUGAGAAUAGACGAAUCCGAUCCGUUACAUUAUAUCUUCCUUAAAUAUAAAUACAGCACCACAUAGAAGCACGUAUUUAUAGUAAGUGCAUUGGAACUUUUUUUUUUUUUUAAUUUCUCAUUUGGUGCUUCGAAUCGAUUAUAUAGAAGCAUAUAUUCAUAUAUUUAUAGUGUGUGCAUUGCAUUCAAUCACUCCAAUGGAAUCCCCAUUCUCUUUUGUCGAUCUUCUUCCCAAAUUCACUUUAAUUUCGUAUUAAAUGCAGGAAAUUAUAAGGUCGAAAACAAAAUUAUAUCAAAUCCUCCAUAUUCAGUGAAUGCAAAUUCAACCUAAAUAAAAAGAAAAAGCCAUAUUUUCACUGAAUCACUUCACAACACCAUGGAAUCUCAAUAUCCUUUAUUCUCCACCAUUGUUACUCUCUACACUAUUAUUUUCAUAUAUUUUCCAACUAUUGCUGCUUCUCCACUCAUCAUUUCAACCUCUCUUCUGUUACUUUCUCUGCUCAGACUCGGUGCAGCUCAGAGAAUUUCACAGAAGAACAACAAAAAACCCGAAUUCGAGAUGUUAUGUCUACAAAAUCCGCCUGAGUUUGGUGAUAGUAUCAAGUGUGAGAAUGAUUUGGUGCUUGACCCGGAUCCGGACCUGGACCCAAUUGAUUCUGAUGUGGAUUCUUCCAAUUGUGAAAAGUAUUCGGUGUUUGAACCGACUUUGGAACAGAGAAACGAAUCCAGUGUGGACACAAGUUGUGAAGAGGAUUCGGUUCUAGAACCGGAAUCGAGACGGUUUUAUGGGGAUUGCUUUGUGGAGUGGAAUGUGAGGGCGCCAUUGGAGGUGAUAUACGAAGCGUAUGAAGGAGAAGAAGACGGGGAAUAUACAGAGGAGAAGAGAGACGAAGAGUUGAGGGUUAUUGAGAAGUAUGCUUCGUUGUCGAUGUACUACCCGGAAACGGAUACGGAUACGGAUAGUUCGUCGGACGGGGAUUCACCGGUUAUCGGGAACUGGGAUUCGCCGGAGAAUGUGUGUUUUCAGUGGGACGACGAAGAUAGAGAAGAGUUGAUAGAGAUUGAAUUGGAUUGCAAGAGAAAUAGCGAAAUCGAGGAAGAGAAUCUAAUCGAGAUUGAUCUAAGUCCGGCGAAUUUCCCGGUGAGAUAACUCGCCGACGGGAAUAUAGUGUUGGGUUUUAGUUAACUGUAAUUAACUAAUUUUAACGAUAUUAAAAAAAAGGCUUUUUUGGGGAUUUUCUAUUUUUUACUUCUUUUCCUAUUUUAGAAAAAAGCCUAAAAGAGGUUUGUUUUGCGUAAUUUAAGUGUGUAUUAAGCCCUUAACCCAAUGAUAUAUUGAUGUGAUAAAUGAAAUGACGAAAAAGACCUUACGAGUUUGAUUUUUUCUACAAAUCAAAUCUCUAAUU